Messenger RNA from Leptopilina boulardi, 2184 nucleotides. It is a transcript of the gene Kap-alpha1, whose product is annotated as importin subunit alpha-7. The coding region runs from base 187 to 1788 and encodes 533 amino acids. NCBI's taxonomy places the organism in Eukaryota, Metazoa, Arthropoda, Insecta, Hymenoptera, Figitidae. The record is from RefSeq and is a predicted model, not a curated record. The transcript has 8 exons. Gene Ontology annotation, cellular component: cytoplasm; nucleus; nucleoplasm. Gene Ontology annotation, biological process: NLS-bearing protein import into nucleus. Gene Ontology annotation, molecular function: protein binding; nuclear import signal receptor activity.
AAAAGAAAGAAUUCGUGAUUUCCUUUUGGUGUUGGAAGUUUUGCAAUUUCGCGCACAUAUAAUUUUAUUCCCGACCACCCGUUCGUGAUUUACGGGGAUAGUAAAGUGUGUCAGUUUCAUUAAUUCUCUUUAUGAUAAUUAACGAGUGAUCAUCGCUUCAAGCCAAACACACACAUAUAUAGAACAAUGUCGACUGGGCCGACUCACAAAUAUCGUUACAAAAAUGUAGGUCUCGAUUCUCAGGAAUUGAGGAGACGACGUGAAGAGGAAGGUGUGCAAUUACGAAAACAAAAACGAGAACAACAAUUGUCAAAGCGAAGAAAUGUGCCCAAUAUUGUCACUGAUGAUGAUAAUGUUUCUUCCACUACAGAUGAAUAUCCCACAGUUACUACAACUUUACAGCAACCAGUAAUAACACCAGAAAUGGUUCAGGAUUUAUAUAGUGUCAAUGUUGAACAGCAAUUAGCAGCGACGCAAAAAUUUAGAAAGCUUUUAUCACGAGAGCCAAAUCCACCAAUAGAUGAAGUUAUUCAAACAGGAAUUGUUCCGCGAUUUGUCGAAUUUCUUAGAAAUAAUGACAACAAUACGUUACAGUUUGAAGCAGCAUGGGCUUUAACUAAUAUCGCAAGUGGAACAUCUCAACAAACACGUAUUGUUAUUGAAGCUGGUGCUGUACCUAUGUUUAUAUCAUUGCUCGGCUCAUUGGAAUAUCCAGAUGUUCAAGAACAAGCGGUUUGGGCUUUAGGAAAUAUCGCCGGUGACAGUCCUGAAUGCAGAGAUCAUGUUUUAAAUAAUGGCAUUCUUAUGCCUCUUUUACAAAUUCUUUCGAAAACAACACGUAUUUCAAUGACACGCAAUGCAGUUUGGGCACUUUCAAAUCUUUGUCGUGGUAAAAAUCCAGCGCCAACAUUUUCCCAAGUUGCACCAUGUUUACCUGUAUUGGCUCAUCUUCUCAAUCACGAUGAUUGUGACGUUCUUUCUGACACUUGUUGGGCACUUUCCUAUUUGAGCGAUGGGCCCAAUGAAAAAAUUCAAGCCGCUAUUGACGCUGGUGUCUGUAGACGUCUCGUUGAACUAUUAAUGCAUGAACAAAACAAUGUAAUUAGUGCAGCGUUAAGAGCCGUUGGUAAUAUUGUAACGGGUGACGAUGUUCAAACCCAAGUGGUACUGAAUUGUUCAGCGCUUCAAUGUUUACUUCAUUUAUUGGGAUCAAAUCGCGAGAGUGUUCGCAAAGAAGCUUGCUGGACUGUUUCCAAUAUUACUGCCGGCAAUCCUCAACAAAUUCAAGCUGUCAUCGAGGCAAACAUCUUUCCGGUUUUAAUAGACAUUUUAGGAAAAGCUGAAUUUAAAACACGAAAAGAAGCAGCAUGGGCAAUAACAAAUGCAACGAGUGGCGGAACACCUGAACAAAUUCGCUAUUUAGCAGAGCAAGGUUGCAUUUCGCCAUUGUGCGAUUUAUUGACAGUUAUGGAUCCAAAAAUUGUGCAAGUUGCACUCAAUGGAUUGGAAAAUAUUCUCCGACUUGGAGAACAAGAUGCAACUUUACACAAUGGUGUAAAUCCAUAUGCAGUUCUUAUUGAAGAAUGUUAUGGCCUAGACAAGAUAGAAUUUCUUCAAUCACAUCAAAAUUUGGAUAUUUAUCAAAAGGCUUUUGAUAUUAUUGAACGUUACUUUGGAUCGGAGGAAGAAGACACAAGAAUUGCUCCAUCUGUUGAUGCGCAAUCACAACAAUUUCAAUUUACAUCACCCGACUCUUCUCAAAUACCAAUGCAAGGCUUCCAAUUUUAAACUAUACUAUCAAUUUUUCUGAUAUGAAACAAACAAAACAAGAAAAAGUGUCAAUAUAUCCCACAAUUUAUUCACUACUUGGUGAAUCAAAAAACAAACAAAAAAAAAAAAAAUAUAUUCAGGCGACUCGCGUAAUUCCUUCCAAAAAAAGAGAAAAAAAUAAUACAAUCGAGAGAGCAAUUAACAUUUUUUUUCUUUUGUUUAGUCAAUUUAAAAUUUUUCAUUUUUCGAGUCAUUGUCAUUCAAAAAUUUUUCCUUUAUCUCUCAAAUUUACUGAAACCUCUAAACACUCUACAAUUGUAAUUUGUUUUUUUUUUCUUUUAAUUUUUGGUUAAACCAACUAGGUGUUUAAAAAAACCAAGGUUUCAGUAAAACAAAAAAAAAAAAAAAAAAAAA